Messenger RNA from Hansenula ciferrii, 3123 nucleotides. It is a transcript of the gene IRR1, whose product is annotated as cohesin subunit IRR1. Gene Ontology annotation, molecular function: chromatin binding; protein binding. Gene Ontology annotation, cellular component: cohesin complex; chromatin; nucleus. The coding region runs from base 1 to 3123 and encodes 1040 amino acids. The record is from RefSeq and is a predicted model, not a curated record. NCBI's taxonomy places the organism in Eukaryota, Fungi, Ascomycota, Saccharomycetes, Phaffomycetales, Wickerhamomycetaceae. Gene Ontology annotation, biological process: sister chromatid cohesion. The transcript has a single exon.
AUGUCCAGUCAGUCGACUCCAAUCCGUCGUUCUCAGCGUAUCAAGGAGGUACAAAGCUCUCAGCCGGUUAUCGAUGAUGAAGAAAUUGAAGAUUCAGCUUAUGAAGAUCAAGAUGAAAGUUAUGGAGAAACAACGCCUAAAAAGAGGAAAAGAACUACAAAAGGCCCUGGGAAACCUGCUAAUUCAUCCAAAAAGUCUAAGCGGAAUCCAGAAGAUGUUUUGGCUGAAAUGAGGGAGAAUUUUGAAGAACAUUAUAUUUUCCAGGCAUUAAAUGAUUCAGAAGCUUCAAUAUCAGAAUUGGCUAAUGAUUGGCUUGAACAAUACAAAAGUAAUAAAGAUUUGGCUAAAAAGGAUUUGGUGAAUUUGAUUUUGAACGUCGUUGGUUGUUAUACUACAAUUGAAGAACAUGAUGUUGCUAAUAAUGAAAGUGCUUCUGAAACUGUUUCUGAAAUUCAAACAUUCUUUAAACGUCAAUUAAAUCAUGAAUUUUAUCUUGUCUCUAAAAAACCAGAAUAUGCAAAUUUGAAAAGAAAUCUUGUUGAUUUUGCUAAUCAUCUUAUAAGUAUUAGUGAAGAAAAUGGUUUAUUAUAUGAAAAUAUUGUCAUUAGUGAAGAUGAUGAAGAAGUUGAAGAACCAGAAGAUUCAAAUUUAAUGGAAGAUUUACUUAUAUGGUUAUCAUCAUUCUCCGUUUCUUAUAUUAGAUCGUUGAGAUAUGUAUCAACUUUAUUACUAUUGAAUAUUGAAAGUUCAUUAUGUCAAAGUAUUGUAAAAGUUAAUACAUCACUUGAAAAAUUUAAACAUCAAUUAGAAAAAGAACAAGAAAAAAGAACUAAAAAGCAAAAUAAGGCUCUUGAGAAAAGAAUUACACAAAUGGAAUCAAAUGUUAAUCAAUAUACUAAUCAGUCAUUAAUCUUGGAUAAUUUCAUUCAGGAUAUCUUGAAUACAACAUUCAUUCAUAGAUUUAAAGAUAUUGAUUACCAAAUCAGAGUUGAAGCUAUGUCAUCAUUAGGUGAUUGGAUGGAUUUAUAUCCAGAAUUGUUUUUCAAAGUUACAUAUUUAAAAUAUUUGGGUUGGGUUUUAUCAGAUGAAAAUCAACAUGUUAGAUUACAAGUUAUUAAAACUCUUAUUAAAUUAUUGAAAAAAAACAUUAUAGUAACUGGAUUAAGACAAUUUUUUGAAAGAUUCAAAAAUAGAAUUAUUGAAAUUGCAUUCCAUGAUGUCGAUAGAAAUGUUAAAACUAAUGCUAUUAACUUAUUAAAUGAAAUCAAUAAGAUUGGAUUUUUGGAAGAUGAAGAAAUAGGCCAAAUUACUUCAUUAAUUUUCACAUCAAAAGAUCCAAAAAUUAUAAAAUUAGUUUCAAAAUUCAUAAAUACUGUGGAAUCUGAAAAUACAAAAGCAACUUUAGAUGCACUUACUGUUAAUAUCAAGACAAGUGAAAAUUCUUUCCCACUUGAUUUGAAAGAAGUUAUCAAGAUUCAUAAUUUAAUUGAAAUUUUAACAGUUGCUAGUGAUGCUGAAAAUCAAAUUGAUGAACAAGAAAACCAACUUGUUCAAUCUAAUAAAUUAAAACCUUCACCUUUUGCUAUUGCUGGUAAGGAAUUAUUUGCAUUACCAGCUUAUUCUGAUCAUUGGGAAUUUUUGAUAAGAUACUUUUUAUUAGAUAUAGAUUCAACUGACCUGGUUGAUGAUGAAUUAUCCAAAGCUAUAACUUUAACAGCUGAACAAGAAACUGUUUUAUUUGGUGUGAUACAUGGUGCUUUAAUCCAUUUGAAAGAAACUAAUGAAGAAUUAAAGAAAAAAAAUAAAGAAGUUGAUGAUUCUCAAUUACAAAAAUUAAUUACACAUUUACCUUUAUUAUUGAAAAAAGUUCAUAAUGAAGAACAAAAUUUAUCAACAUUUAUUCAAAUCCUUUUACUUUAUCCAGUUGAAUUUUUUGAAAAUUUUAAUCAAUCAAAUACUUAUAAAACUAUAUUUCAACAAUUAAUUAAACAAUUUAAAAAUAAUUCAGUUGAUGGUUUACAAAAUGAAUUUAAAGAAAUUUUCAAAGUCUUGGAAAAUACGUUUGGUUCAACUACAGUUGAUGAAAUCAAUUCAUUAUUUAAAGAUUUAGUAACAGAAUUAAUCAUUGAAUUUGAAAAUUAUGUUAAAGAUCCAUCUUUUGAAUUAUCCAAGACUUCUAUUGAAACUUUACAUGAAGAUUUUGUAUUAAAAUUAUUAUUAUUAAGUCUUAAAUAUGAUACAAGUGAUGUUUUCAAAACUUUUGAAUAUAUUAGAAGUAAAGUUUUCACUAUAUUCCCAGAUUUUAAAAUUGAAUCAAUUUCAUCAGAAACUGCAACUUCAUUAAUUGAAUUAUAUCUUACUGCAACUUCAUAUAAAUUAAAUUAUUUGAUACAUACACAAGAAGAACUUGAUAUUGAAAAAGAAUUAAAAGAAAUUCCAGAUAUAAUUCAAGAAUAUCAAUAUUUAUUAAAUCAUGUACCAGCUUCUGAUUUCCAAACUAAAGUUGUCUUUGCCUUAACAAGUCUUUUAACAUUAUUGAAAAACUUCUUUGUUGAUCCAAAUCCAGCAUUACUUAAUGUUAAUAGAUUUCAUGAUAUUGAUUUAGCUUCAUUAGCAAUUUCAGAGGAAACAACAAAAGUUAUUUUAAAUCUUUUCUUAACAAAAGAAGCAUAUUUCGCUAAUUUAGUUGAUAUUGAUUUAGAAAGAGAUGAUGAUGAAGAUGUUAAUUUCAAUUCUAUUAAAGUUGAUACUAGUGAUUUAGAUGAUCAAGAAUUAACACAAAGAGAAUUUGAAGUUGAUCUUGAUCUUUCUUUAUAUAGUGCAAAAUUAUUAGAUUUUGGUGAAACUGGAUUAUUAGAUAGAAAAGUUUUGAAUAGAAUUAAGUUAAACAAGGAAAGUUUAAGUGAAUUAUUUGAAAGUGUUGUGGAAAGAUAUGAACAAAAGAAAACAACUAAUGGUGAUUCUAUUGUUACACCUCAACCUCAACAACAACCUACACAACAACAAUCAAAAUCAAAAUCUGCUUCUUCAAAUAGAAAAUCCAUUGCUAAAUUACCAAGUACUCAAGAAGAAGAAGUUGAAGAUGAAGAAGAUAGUGUUCCAGAAAUCGCUAUGGAUGAUUAA